Molecule: messenger RNA, 2928 nt
Organism: Trichoderma virens Gv29-8
Lineage: Eukaryota; Fungi; Ascomycota; Sordariomycetes; Hypocreales; Hypocreaceae
Exons: 2
Coding region: 1-2928 (975 amino acids)
Source: RefSeq, a predicted model, not a curated record
AUGUCUUGCUUCCCGUAUCCCCAACAUACGGAUGUAGAAUCAAUUCGAGUACCUCUGAUAGCACAAACCCAAUACUCAAUAACAGGACAACCCAAUUUCCUGGACUUGUUCAAGAGGGUGCUCGAUGCAAAAACGCAAAAGAUCAACGCUGCUGAAUCUGAUGCGCAGGAGAGCGCUAGAUUGUCUCUGAGCCACUCGAUGGCUUCAGGCAUUCAGUCAUGGCUGUUCUUCGGUAUAGCAUCUGAAGCGCUAGGUCGAAACAUCAGACAUGAGGAAUUCGCAAGCGCUGACCCUGGUGGACCUCAUCUUUACAUUGAUCUUCGCAUGCCAGAAUGGUACUGGCGGGAGCUUAAAGCUCGAUGGGAUGAACUGAAUGACAGCCUCACUGCUGCUGAGUUCGAAGCCAAGAGGGCUCAACUGAAAAAAAUCUACAAGAGCGCACAGAAUCUCGUCAUCUUAAUGGACUUUCUAGCAGAUGGUCUGGGCGACGAUAAGCUUACAGAAAUCCUCCUCUCAAUGCACAUGCUGUUAUAUCUUGUGGCAUUUGUCCUCGAUUCUAAUACGCUCAAGGUCACCCAGACGACCAUUAGCUCAGCAUCAACAAAGUUACUCAAGCGCAGAAUGCUCAAGAAUGGGUGGUGCGAAAAGAGGUUGAACUUUCUGGCUGCAUCUCCAAUGUCUUACCCAUCAUUUUACUUCCUAUCGUCUCUCAAGCCACCUCGCAUCAAUGCAGAAGAUCACUCGAGCUGCAGUAGCCAGAGAUGUCUUGUUACUAGUAGGUUGUCUGGGCCUCUCCAUCGCACUGGCGAAUGUCUUUGUGAAGAUGUCUUCGUUCCGGUCGACAGGGUGAACACCAUCGUGGCUGCCGGAGGGAUUCCUUUGGUCAGGAUUACACGGUCACCGCUUAACAAGAUUGAGCUCGAGGUGGUUCCAUAUACGCCAUCCUCCAGAUUUAUCGCAAUAUCUCACGUCUGGGCUGAUCAACAAUUCGGAUCUGCUCAGAACUGCUUACCCAAAUGUCAAGUCGGAUACCUUGAAGAAGUGCUCUCGAAUUUGCCCACCUCCAUGGAUCAUUGGGGAUUGCGUGAAUGGGUUGCAAAUUGGCAGUCUUCUCGGCCAGGCGAGAUCGCACCGCCGAGUUCCGUAUACGAAUACUUCUGGUUGGACAGCUUUUGUAUACCUCAAGCUGUCGAACACACCGACCUUCGAAGCAAAGCUAUCGGGUCAAUGAACCCCAUUUAUGCUGCGGCAUCCCACACAAUCGUCUUUGAUAAGGGGCUGCAGGCCGUGGACGCUGGUCGACGCCCGGCUUCCCUUGCGCAUGGUGGGCGUCCGACCUACUACAGUCCUCAAGACGAAAACUUGCUGGAUGUUGUGGCAUGUAUAUAUGCUUCAAAUUGGAUGGGCAGAGCGUGGACUUUGCAGGAGGGUAUCCUGUCAGGACAUAUUGUUUUCACACUCCACGGAUCGUUGGCGUACCUCAAGUUGCUAUGGCCGCAUUACGAUGACGGCUUUGGUGGCUUCUGGGAACACCUCGUGAACAGAAUCCCGGAGGACAUAAGGCGAUCAGCUCGCGAUUUGCUUCCGCGUAGGAGAAAAUCCAAGACCACGGUCAGCAGGCGACUGCAAGACGAGUCUGAGCCAUUCCGUGAGCUAGUGCGGCAUGAACUCUUGACAUAUAUGAAGAAGUCUUUGAAUGUCGAAGAGUACAAGGAUUACGCGCGAACUUCGACUGACCGAGCAGCAAGAUUUGUCAAAGCUCACUCUCUCCUCCAAUCUAGAACGACAACCCAGGCCGAAGACGUUCCACUGAUUUUGAUGAAUAUGUCAUGCAUGAAUGCGAAUGCUAUAUCACAAAGUAAAACCAUUGAUGCAAGGAUGAAGCAACUAUUCUACGGCCUCGAAUCACUUCCGACCGAACUUCUCUUUUCUGAUUGCGCCAGACUUGGCACAUGCACCAUGGAUGCUUGGAUACCACAGGAGAUAACUCCCGAGAAAUUUGAGGGCAAGCACACUCUCAAACUUGGCUCAUCGGGUUUCACCUUUGAGACUAGAAAAGGCGCUCAAGCUCUCAAAUUCUAUCAGCUGCCACCGCAUCGAUCGGAUCGCUUCCUGCUCCUGCUACCGGAUCAGAAGGACGCAAAAGGCCUCAGAUACAACGUUGAAGCACUGCGGAGAUCGAAGGACAGGCAGCCUUCCGCACCCACAAGUGAAUGGUAUAUUGUAGUCGACAAUAAACCACCUGAACGAGGAGCACGAUUCGUCGCCCAUCGCACUGUGGGCAACAAGUACUUCCUCCACUUCGACUGCCCUCUACGUCUAACCGAGAUCGAUGAUGACUCGAAAAGUCCUAGCGAUGCUCAACAGGACCGAAAGCACGAAUAUGUUGCAGCCAGUCUGGACGGGGAAUUCAUCAUUGAGCGCAGUUACGAGCCACAAGACUUGGCCAUUUCGCGUCCCCAAAAUCCAGAACAAUAUUCGGACAGGCUAAUAGUCAUCGGUCACAUCAUUUGUAGCACAAUCAAUCUGGGACAGCGCUACUUGAUCAGAGCGAUAUGGGGCGACGAGAACUCCAUGAGCACGCUCUUCUACAUUUUUUACGGCUUGUACAUUUUCAAGCAACGCGAAUGGGUGGAAAAGGCCCUGAAUGCCUUCGUACACCGAGCAUGGAUGGCAACAUACCAGGCGGAUUGGGACCCUAAUGGACCAUGGAAGUGGUUUUGGAAGCUGUCGAACUGGGAGCCACCGAUCCGUUUCAGCACUUUGACUAAAUGGUUAUGCUCCUUUGGUUUCUUUCUUCAUUUCGAAACCAAUGGUUGGUCAGGAGUGGCGGUUGUCACGCUGUAUUGGCUGCCCCUGUUUCCGAGUCAGGAACUGGUGAUUAUGUAUGUCAUCGCAAUGUUCACCAAGAUUGUUCUUUCGUUAUAA